GGAAGAGGAAGUGGGGGAAAUCGUUUCCGAGAUCCGUCUACCCAACUCCCGCGAACGAAUUUGGCUGGGCUCUUACGACUCAGCGGAGAAGCCCGCGAGGACCUUUGACGUUGCUCUGUCCCGCCUCUGCCAGCUUUAAUUUCCUGGACAUUCCGCCGGAAGUUGCUCACUCCUUGCGAAAUUCAAGCCAAAGCUGCCCGGUACGCGAAUUGACUCGGGUGUUUCCUUUCCCCUGCCUCAAAGAGAUGACAGAGAAAAAUUAAUAAGGGUUGUGGUGGCCCGAACCCGAAAAAAGAAAAGAAAAAAGAGCAAACUUUUUCUGGGUGGGUAGCAUUAUUGACUUUCUUUACCCUCUGUUUUCACUACUUUCCUGCCAAUUUCCAGUUCCACAAGAUCAAAGGUUGUCCUCUUGCUUAGACCCCUAAUCAACGAAACUUUACUCUCUCUCUCUCUCUCUCCCCGUUUCACGUUUUUUAUGUCAUGUAUCUUAUCAAGUCUCAACCCCUAAUCAACAAAACUUUACUCUCCAUUUCAUGUUUUCUAUGUCGUGUAUCUUAUCAAGUCCCAAUUCUUAAUUGACGAAACUUUUCUCUCUCUCGUACUCCAUUUCAUUUUGCACCUAGUUUCACACUCCAAUUUAAAACUCCAUCUUCCGAUCAAAAACAUUUCCAAAAAACAACCCAAAAAUGAAAGCCUCCUCUUGUCCAAAUCUCAACCGCGAGACCACCUCCUUCCCCAAUUUCUUCACCUUAUUCCAAGACCCAGACUGCCACGACAAAAACACCACAACCCUCAACAAGCGCCCAAAGAUUGAUCGCGGCGACGACACCGAAGCAACCCUCAACAAGCGCCCAAAGAUUGAUCGCGGCGACGACACCGAAGGCUCCGAAGCGUCGCCGUUCAAAGACAUCCUCUCCUCCUUCGUCUCGUUUGACGAAAUGAACGAGCCCGGAUAUCUUCCCGAUUGUUGGGAUCAGGAGGACGACCAAACACUAGCCAAAUGGCCUCCGAGUCCAAACGGGUCGGAAUCUAACGCUUCCGUCGGGUCAAACCAAUUCAACCCCGCGUCCCCGGGGAUCCAUCGCGACGCUUCCAAAAUGAGCGAAUCCACGUUCGACUUCUUCCUCAACGAACUCGAGCCGCCUCGCUUUGAGCAUGCAUUGGGGUCCUUAUCAACCUCACCAGUAGUUGAUCCUCUAUACCACGAACAUUACAGCCGGAGUUCAUUCAAGAGAUUUAGCAGCUCGGCUUUAGGCCCCCCUUCAACCAUGAAUUUGGUUAGAAAGCCAAACAACCAGGAAAGAGCGAUCACGUUCUUUAGAAACUUGAAUUUGGUGACGAAUCAAGAACGAGCGCAACGAAGCCGACCCAUGUCAAGCACUCAGUUGCACCACAUGAUAUCUUGGAGAAACAGGAGAGAGAAGCUUAUUAAGAGCUUUCAAGCACUGCAAUCACUUCUUCCUCUGGGAACAAAGAAAGAUGAGGCAUCUGUGCUUGCUACCACAACGGACUACUUAGCUUCUUUAAAAGCACAAGUUGAAGAGCUUACUAAAACAAGUAGAGAUUUGGAAGAGAAAGUACAACUUCUGGCUACAAAAAAAGAAGCAGCAGAUGAUCAUGAUCAUCAAGAAGUGAUCAGUCUCUUCCCAGAUCAAAGGCUAGAUGUCCGGAUCACACACGAAGCAGAAUCAACAUCACAAGCCCGAGUGAUCGGGCUGCAAGUGGUUUUGAGAGGAGAAUGCAAUGUGAUGGAUUCGGUGACGAGAAUACUGGAGUUUAUGAGACAAGUUGAAAACGCGAGCUUAUUGUCCGUGGAAGUAGAUGCCCCAGUGGUAGAUUCAAUUAAUCCUAUCGAUAUUGUGAGGUUGAGAUUGAGAAUUGAGGUUAACUUCAAAAUGGAGGCGAGGAACAUGUUCCCGGACGAUUUCUCUCAACAAUUAGCACCACCAAUAGAGCUCCCACGUCUGACGGACCAACCCCGGCCUUCAUCAUCUUCAACCUCGUUACUCAGUCCUCUGUACCAAGCCAAACAAGCAUUUACCCAAAUCCCCAGUACUUCUCAAUUUCCUUCACUUGAAACCAAAGAAGCAAUAAUGACAGGAGCCGGCACAAGCCAAAAGCCAAGUGCAUUCAAGAGAUUUAAACCUGCUUUGGGCCCUUCAAUCAUGAACAUUACAGCUGGAGCUAGAAAGCCGAAUGCCCAGAAACGAGCAAUCACAUUCUUUAGAUUCUUGAGUUUGACCAGAAUCCAAGGACAAAAGCAAGGAAGCCGAGCCAUGUCAAGAACUCGAUUGCACCACAUGAUAUCUGAGAGAACAAGGGCACAGAAACUUUUCGACAGCUUUCAGGCAUUGAAAUCACUUCUUCCUCCGGGAACAAAGAAAGAUAAGGUGUCUCUGCUUGCUAGCACAACGGACUACUUAGUUUCUUUGAAAGCACAAGUUGAUGAGCUUGAUAAGAGAGCUAAACAUUUGGAAGAAAAAGUACAACUUUUGACUACGAAAGAAGAUGCAAAUGAUCACCAAGAGGAGAGUCUCUCCCCAAAUCAAAGGCUAGAUGUUCGGAUCACAGAAGAAGCACAAGCCCUUAUAAUCCGACUACUUAGCCAAACAAUCCUUCACCCAAAUCCCCACUUUUAAAUUUCCUUCAGUCCAAACCAAAGAAACAACAACGAUAGAUCAUAGAAGCUAGCUGGCACAAGCCAAAAGCCAAGUUCAUUCAAGAGAUUUGGAUCAGCUGGAGUUAGAAAGCCAAAUAUCAAGAAACUAGCAAUCACGUACAUUCUAAUUAUGUGUGUAAGCUCUCUAAGGCUCUUUAUGGACUGAGACAAGCUCCACGGGCUUGGUAUGCUAUGUUUUCCAGCUACCUAGUUGAGCUAGGCUUCUGUUCCAGUAAGGCAGAUACUUCUCUUUUCAUCUUGUUUCAAGGCAGUCACAUUACUAUUGUGUUAGUUUAUGUGGAUGAUAUAGUAAUUACAGGUAGUGAUUCCAAUUACAUCAUUGGUCUCAUAAGUCUUCUCAGCAAAAAGUUUGUCAUGAAAGACUUAGGUUCUCUCAAUUACUUUCUGGGUCUUGAAGUGCAUUCUACUUCUUCUGGUUUGUUUGUAUCUCAAGCCAAAUAUGCAACUGAGCUCUUACAUAAAGCUGGGAUGGUUGACUGCAAGCCUAGUGAUUCACCUACUUCUGUCAAACCUGGUUUGCCUAAUCCUGAUUCUCUAUUUGUUGAUGUCCAUUUAUAUCGAACUCUUGUGGGGUCUUUACAGUACUUGACCUUAACUAGACCAGAAAUUUCUUAUUCUGUGAAUGUUGCUUGUCAGCAUAUGCAUUCCCCAAAGUUGAGUGAUUUUAUAGCUGUCGAAAGGAUCCUAAGGUACAUAAAAGGUACAGUGAAUCAGGGCCUGCACUUUGUUUCCGGUCCUUUAUCUCUUACAGCCUAUGCUGAUGCUGACUGGGCAGGAGAUCCUAUUGACAGGAGGUCCACUACUGGUUUUGGUGUGUUCAUGGGAUCUAAUCUUGUGUCUUGGUGUGCCAAGAAAUAGCACACCGUAGCUCGAUCAUCCACUAAAGCCAAGUAUAGGGCCAUGGCACAAACCGCUAAUGAUCUGAUUUGGUUGAUUCAGUUGUUUUCUGAACUGCAUAUACCUUUGUCUUCUCCUCCUGUCUUGUUUUGUGACAACAAAUCUGCUAUGGCAUUGGCUUCUAAUCCUGUGUUUCAUGCCAGGACAAAGCACAUAGAGAUUGAUUACCAUUUUAUCCGUGAACAAGUGCUCCAUAAACAUAUUAAUUUGUCUCAUGUUUGUUCUGAGGCUCAAAUAGCAGAUAUCUUUACAAAGCCCCUCUCUGUUUCUAGAUUUCAAGUUCACAAGUCCAAUCUCAUGGUAGGUGAUCCUCCCAUGAGCUUGCAGGGGGGUGUAAAGGGUUCUGAACUCAGCUCAGCUGCUGCUACUUCAAGCUCAAUUGACUCCAUCAUAGACUCUACCUCAGCUUCUGAGCCAAGGCUCAGCUUCACUACUGAUGUAUCAGCUCACGUGGUUCCCACUCAAGUUCCGCUUUCCACGUCAGCGUGUUAGUGGAAAAUUAGUUAGAGUUUGUUGUGUUUAGUGGUGGUUUAGUGAAUGUAAUUAGCUAUUAAUCAAGAUCUAUAAAUGCUGAAGGUCUGAUCAGUUGUAAGACACAAUUCAAAAUGAAAUGAAAGAUUCUCUUCUCUCUCUC
Molecule: messenger RNA, 4211 nt
Organism: Rhododendron vialii
Lineage: Eukaryota; Viridiplantae; Streptophyta; Magnoliopsida; Ericales; Ericaceae
Exons: 4
Coding region: 687-2639 (650 amino acids)
Molecular function (GO): protein dimerization activity
Source: RefSeq, a predicted model, not a curated record